This is a messenger RNA of Neolamprologus brichardi, 1953 nucleotides long. NCBI's taxonomy places the organism in Eukaryota, Metazoa, Chordata, Actinopteri, Cichliformes, Cichlidae. The record is from RefSeq and is a predicted model, not a curated record.
CCGGCCAGCGCUCAUUCACUAUGAUGCGCGCCUAGUUGAGGGAAGCUCUCCGCACCCGGUUCCCCCUGCACGCCUAAAACUUUCUAAUGAAAUCCCCCAAAACUUUUUGACAAAUAAUAUUUUUUUCCUCUGGGGGCCAAUAGGGUUUUCGACUUAUUAAUCCGUGUUUUUUAAUUGAAAAGAGAACUUCAGAAUAUGGAGCCCAGUUCCACCGAGGGAGGAGCUGAGGAGAAGCUUGUUAGAAGUCUUCCUCACAAAGUGAUACUCAAGCAUGGCCAAGAGCUGGAGGAAGAGCAGGAGGAGCUGGCCGAGCAUCAGCCUCUAGAGCAGGAAGACCUCAACUUUGAGAGAUGGAAGCGCAGGCCGAUUCCCCAGAGGACGCUCCACCAGAAAAUAGACGACCUGAAGACAUACCUGUGGAAUGCAGAGACCAACGAAUUCAUGGGUCGCUCUGGGAAGAGCUGGAGUGAGUUGACGAAGAAAGAAAAAAUCUCUGCUGUUGGGUUAUGGGGAUGGGACAUUUUGUAUCAUAUAUUUUUUUUAGUGCAUAUGACCAUAACGACACUUUUAAUGUUGAGUGCAACACAGUUAAUCAUCCUAAAUAACAUGCAAAUUCACAAUCAUCUUUUGUCAGGCUUCCUUAAUCAGAGGCCUGCGCCUGGCAGGGCACUGCAAAGGUUUAUUUAUGCCCUCCUCUCGCUCUCAUUCUCCCUCCCCGUUUCUCUCUGCUCUGUACUUUCAGCGUAUAACGAUGCUGCUCAGCAGAGGAAGAAUAUUCCCUGCGAUAAGGAGACAUACUUCAUGCAGGACGACUUGGACGAGGCUGCAGAGCGGAAAGCGUGUCAGUUUAAGCGGUCCUGGUUGGGGCAGUGUUCAGGGCUGCAGGACCCCAACUUUGGCUAUUCUCAGGGAAGGCCAUGCAUCCUCCUUCGAAUGAACCGGGUAAAAAAAGAUGGAUUUGGCGUGCAGCAAGGCGCUAACGUCCAAGUACAAUGCAAACUGAACGGAAAGGGCAUCAUUAACGAUUCUCCCACCGACCGCUACCUGGGCAGCGUGACCUUCUCCUUGGAGGUCGGAGCGUAAGGCCAAGGUGUCGCAGGACGCUCACAAGACGAGGCAGGAAAACAUUCACGAGACAAGAUUUAUACUGAACCGUUAUUUUCCACGAGAUAUGUAAUUUGCCCCUGUCCUCGUCUUUCACUUAAAUAUCUUCUGCUGUGAAACAAAAUCCUCAAGAAGUAGGUAUUUACUCGUGUUUUUUGUUGUUUCUUUGUACCACGAGCGUGCUGCUGGCACCUGCACCCACAACAAACAGCGCUGAGCACAGGAACGAGUGCCUAGAGCGAGUUAUUCCUGUUCGAUUCCUGAUAUUUUGUAAUGAUUAGUGAGAUUAAUCACACUAAAUCACACUCUGCCCAUUAGUUAGAGUUUCUGGCUAUGCAAAUCCAAUUAUGAAUUAAACAUUAAUAGGGAACUAGAGUGUUUUCAGGUUAGAUUGUAUGUUUUUGUGCACAUUUUUGUGCGACCGAGUGUACUAAUUUGUUUUGCAUUAUAUUUUUCAAACAUGUAUAUUGUAAGAAUUCAAAGAACUAUCAUGCAAACACUGAAAGCAGGACUUGUACUGUACUUACACAGUAAAAAAAAAGACAUAAUAAAUGCAAAUACAUGAUUACUAUAUUUUUGUUGAAUAGAGCAGUAUUAUACAUUUAUGAUAAAGUAUCACUUCUUCUUUUGUAAAAAACAUUCGCUUUGGAAAAUGAAAUACUAUACAUGACUGAUCAAUAAAGAGACGCACUGUGCUGUGAAAUAGUUUGUCAAAGGUCUGCACCGUUUUAAUUAUGCUAUAACUAUUUUGUGAUAGUAUUAAUCAUGCCUGAACUGUGCUACUAAACUUGGUAUCAGUGUUGUAUUUAUUCCUAUUAUAGCUCUUACAAUAAAUACAGUGUUCUGGUA